AGAGAUCUGAGAACUACAGCUAUGUUCUAAUGGAUUGGCACACUUGAAAUAAUUCACAAUUUCUUCUAAAAAAUAAGUUGAUAUUGAAAAAAAAAAAACUGCGCGUUCAUAACUGCGCGUUCAUACGUAUAUUAGUUUGAUUAACAACUGCACAGGACCAAGAAAAUAAAAGUCACUUCAAAGUCAGAAAAUGGCCUGGACUAAAGUAUUCCAAAUCCAUUUGGUUGGAGGCAGGUGAUUAUCUUUAUAAGGUGUAAUUUUAUCUCCCCAACCAGUCUCAACCAGUCCCAACCAGUCUCAACAUGCUUAUAGUACUGACAACACAACCAGUCUCAACCAGUCUCAACAUGCUUAUAGUACUGACAACACAACCAGUCUCAACAUGCUUAUAGUACUGACAACACAACCAGUCUCAACCAGUCUCUACCAGUCUCAACAUGCUUAUAGUACUGACAACACAACCAGUCUCUACCAGUCUCAACAUGCUUAUAGUACUGACAACACAACCAGUCUCAACCAGUCUCAACAUGCUCACAGUACUGACAACACAACCAGUCUCAACCAGUCUCAACAUGCUUAUAGUGCUGACAACACAACCAGUCUCAACCAGUCUCAACAUGCUCACAGUACUGACAACACAACCAGUCUCAACCAGUCUCAACCAGUCUCAACAUGCUCACAGUACUGACAACACAACCAGUCUCAACCAGUCUCAACAUGCUCACAGUACUGACAACACAACCAGUCUCAACCAGUCUCAACAUACUCACAGUACUGACAACACAACCAGUCUCAACCAGUCUCAACAUGCUUAUAGUGCUGACAACACAACCAGUCUCAACCAGUCUCAACAUGCUCACAGUGCUGACAACACAACCAGUCUCAACCAGUCUCAACAUGCUCACAGUACUGACAACACAACCAGUCUCAACCAGUCUCAACAUGCUUAUAGUACUGACAACACAACCAGUCUCAACCAGUCUCAACAUGCUCACAGUACUGACAACACAACCAGUCUCAACCAGUCUCAACAUGCUUAUAGUACUGACAACACAACCAGUCUCAACCAGUCUCAACAUGCUCACAGUACUGACAACACAACCAGUCUCAACCAGUCUCAACAUACUCACAGUACUGACAACACAACCAGUCUCAACCAGUCUCAACAUGCUUAUAGUGCUGACAACACAACCAGUCUCAACAGUACUGACAACACAAUCAGUCUCACAGUACUGACAACACAACCAGUCUCAACCAGUCUCAACCAGUCUCAACAUACUCACAGUACUGACAACACAACCAGUCUCAACCAGUCUCAACAUGCUCACAGUACUGACAACACAACCAGUGUCAACAGUACUGACAACACAACCAGUCUCACAGUACUGACAACACAACCAGUCUCAACAGUACUGACAACACAAUCAGUCUCACAGUACUGA
Messenger RNA from Oncorhynchus tshawytscha (Chinook salmon), 1442 nucleotides. Its product is annotated as dentin sialophosphoprotein-like. NCBI's taxonomy places the organism in Eukaryota, Metazoa, Chordata, Actinopteri, Salmoniformes, Salmonidae. The transcript is spliced from 6 exons. The record is from RefSeq and is a predicted model, not a curated record. Bases 438 to 1442 code for a protein of 334 amino acids.